Messenger RNA from Symbiodinium sp. CCMP2456, 1683 nucleotides. The record is from the annotation of a GenBank genome assembly. Lineage: Eukaryota; Dinophyceae; Suessiales; Symbiodiniaceae.
AUGGCUGAUGCUGCGCCGAAGGAGGAACUGUUUCAAUGGUUUGCAAGUGAGCUCGCAGCAGAGCGCUCCAACUUGGAGACCCGACAUAAACAUCUACUCAAGGAGCUGAGCUCCAAGCUGAAUGCUGGCAAGCUGCGGGGGCCCGCCAGUGCAUUGGAGGCUCUGCGCUUUGCACGGACAGAGGACUCGGACAAGCGGGCCCUGGACAAGCCCACGCCUGAGGAGCCUCAGAAAGCAAUGAAUUUCACGGCUGCCUUGCCUGAAGAGCAGCCUGAAGAAAAGCACGUGUUUGCUGCCAAUCCAGAAGAGGCAGAGAUGCAGAAGGUAGUGGCAGCAGAGGCCGAAAUGGAGGAGGAGACGAAGGCCUUGCACAAGAAGGCCAAGAAAGAGAAAUCCGAGCUGAGCAACACCUUGAGGAGAAAGAGCCAGAAGGCUGAAUACUUCGACGAAGGAUUCUGGUACAAGAUCGCAAGGCAUCCUUUGUUCGAGCUGGUCUUUGCCUGCUGCAUCAUGGGACAUGCAAUUCUAAUGGCUGCAGAGCUGCAGUAUCGGGGCGUCAGCAUUGGAUACGUCAUCGGCUACCCUCACUUCAACCAGACUGCGGAGCAGGCCAUGCCAGGAGCACAGACGGCUUUCGAUGUUCUGGAGUGGACCUUCGGCAUUCUCUUCAUGGUCGAAGCCGCCAUCAAGCUCUGGGGCUUGCGCUGCAAUUACUUUAAGGAAGUCUGGAACUGGUUCGAUUUCGCUCUGGUGUGGCUUUGGAUAGCUGACCGGGCGCUGGAGAACCUGCCCUUCGACACUUCUCUCCUCCGCUUGCUGCGAUUGGCGCGAUUGCUUCGCCUGGUAAAGCUGGCGCGCACGGUUCAGGGAUUCGAUGCCCUUGCAGUCAUGACGACAUCGCUGUAUGGAAGCGUGCAUGCGCUGAUUUGGGUCGCAGCACUGCUCAUCCUCGUACAAAUGACCUUUGCCCUCCUGCUGAGCCAGGUCCUCCUUUUCUACGUCGAGGAUGAAGCAAUGGAAGUGGCAGAUCGACAAGUCGUUUUCGAGUACUUUGGCAAUUUCACGCGGAGUAUUCUCUCGAUGUUUGAGAUUACACUCGGCAAUUGGCCGCCUAUCGCUCGGAUUCUCCAGGAGAAGGUGAGCUCCUGGUUUGUUGUGUUCAGCCUCCUGCACAAGAUAGUCUUCGGCUUUGCAUGUGUUGCUGUCAUCAACGGCGUCUUCAUGCAAGAGACCUUCAAGGUAGCCCAACAAGAUGACCAGAUCAUGUUGAGGACCGUGGAAACAAAACGUAUGGCUCACAGGAAGAAGAUGCAAAUGUUCUUUCAGCAUGCCAACGAUGAUGAUGACAAGGUCCUUUCGCCCGAUGAGUGGAGGGAGGUGCUUGCAGAGGAGAAGGUGAAGCAUUGGUUUGCCGCGCAGGGUUUGAGCAUCUCUGAUCCUGACCUCUUGUGGGACAUUCUAGACACCUCGGGGGACAGGGAGCUCGACUUGGAAGAGCUGAUCCAAGGAACUGCUCGCUUGCAGGGACCUGCCCGAAGCCUUGACCUGGCCGUGCUCAAGAUGGAGCACUACCGCACUUUGGGCGCUGUGAAGGACAUCCGGACUUCCGUGGACAUGCUCCGGCAGCAGGUUAACCUGCUGGUCAGGAAUUCAUUGGAUGUUGCUGUCACCUUCGACGCUUGA